ACCCGUUAAAUGAACUUGGAAUAUUUUUGUAUUUGAUUUGACGUAAAGCAUCCGAAAAUGAAUCGCAACUUCGAAAGGCAGAUUGAACACUUCAAAUACAGACUGACAUCCGCACAUAAAUAUCGCCGCCUGGAUAAGCGAAUACACAUCGACAAACGGAGGUUGCUGAUUAUUUCAGGAUGUGCGGCCAUUGUAGUACUGGCCACAGCAUUGGGAUUAUACUUUGGUCUCAAAGACAGAAAGAACGGGGUCAGCGAUGAAGCGCGAAUUCUAACUGGAGCUGCCGUUACUUCGAACGGAGUAGAAUGCGCUGAAAUCGGUACCCAGAUCCUGAUGCUCAAUGGGUCCGCCGUUGAUGCAGCCAUUGCAGUAUUGUUCUGCGAGGGGGUAACAUGUCCACAAAGCGCCGGCAUCGGUGGAGGUUUCUUCGCUACGAUCUAUGAUCGAAGCACGGGAACAGUCCAAACGCUAGAUGCACGAGAAACGGCACCGGCAGCCGCUACACAGAAUAUGUACGUUAACAACGGUAACGCUGCCGUCGAGGGAGGCCUCUCUGUGGCAGUCCCUGGCGAAAUUAAAGGUUACUGGACCAUGCACCAGAGGUAUGGCAAGCUGGACUGGAAAACGUUGAUUCAACCAACGAUCGACCUCUGCAGAGAGGGACAUUUAGUGUCCGGGUAUCUGGAUCGCAUUAUUAAACCACGCCAAGCAAAAAUCUACAGCAUUCCAUCGCUACGCGAAAUAUUGAUCGACCCGGAGACCAAUCAAACCUGGCGUGAGGGCGACCGAAUCAAAAGACUUGCUCUAGCUGAUAGUUUAGAAAUAAUUGCAAACGAAGGAGCGGACGCUCUGUAUAGUCGUAAUGGUACACUGCUACCAAAACUGAUGCGCGAUCUCAAACUAUUUGGCAGUAUUCUGACGGAAGAAGACUUUUACAAUUAUGAACCGCGAUGGCUACCGCCAGCCACAACCAAACUUAAAAACGGCAACCAGAUCUACUCCAUGCCACUACCGGGUAGUGGACACGUGUUGAACUACAUGCUCAACAUAAUCGACGGUUACGAUCAGCUGGACAGGGACGACCCCCUCACGUGGCACCGAAUUGUGGAAGCGUUCAAGCAUGGAUACGGUCUGCGUACCAAGCUGGGCGAUCCACCGUUUGUGCCGGGUGUGGAGGAGUUGCUGCGAAAACUGACGAACGAAAACUACGCUGCAUUCGUGCGCGAUGGUAUCCUGGACAAUAUGACCUUCUCGAACUAUGACCAUUACGGGGCUGAGUUUGCCAACGAGGUGGACCACGGAACAGCGCACAUUUCCGUGCUGGCACCCAAUGGGGACGCCGUCGCUGCGACCAGUACGAUCAACUAUGUAAAUCCAUAUCGACGGAAGAUCACACUCAUCGCAUUCAUCCUAACUAUAAUCAUAAUCUCACUGGCUGCGGGCCUAUACUAUGGACUGGAGAAACGUGACUCACAGCAAAUUUCCUCUGACCAGCAUGGGGGAGCAGUGGUCGCCAAUGGGCACGAAUGUGCAGCAAUUGGAGCGCAAAUUCUUCGGAUGAACGGAACGGCAGCCGACGCCGCCAUAGCAACUCUCUUCUGCGAGGGGGUGACGUGUCCUCAGAGCAUGGGCAUCGGAGGAGGUUUCCUACUGACGAUCUACGACAGAGCCAAUGACCGCGUAGAGACACUGAAUGCCAGAGAAACCGCACCGGCUGCGGCCACUGAGGACAUGAUGGUCAAACCGGGCAAUUCUACCAAAGAUGAACGGGGACUUUUGAUAGCCGUACCCGGCGAAUUGAAAGGGUACUGGGUUCUACACCAAAAGUAUGGCAAACUAGAAUGGGGCACAUUGGUUCAACCUACCAUCGAUUUGUGUAGGAAGGGCCACAUGGUUACCGGAUAUUUAGAACGAAUCUUGGCCAGAACAAGAGUUAAAAUUCAUGCGGAGCCAUCGCUACGCGAGAUAUUUAUCAAUCCGAGCACGAAUGACACGUGGAAGGAAGGAGACUACAUCAAACGAUUGGCGCUGGCCGAUAGUUUGGAGAUCAUUGCCAACGAAGGGGUGCACGCUUUGUACAGCAAGAAUGGAACUCUGUUGCCGAAACUGAUGCAAGAUUUGAAAGGGUUCGACAGCAUUCUCACAGAGGACGAUUUUUAUAACUAUGAACCCAAGUGGGAAGCUCCUUCAACGGUAACGGUUCGUGAUAAAAGUGAAGUGCAUUCAUUCCCACUACCUGGAAGUGGAACGCUACAGAAUUUCAUGCUGAAAGUCCUAGAUGGAUACAACGAUCUGAACGUAACGGACCCCUUGACCUGGCACAGAGUCGUAGAAAGUUUCAAAUUCGGGUACGGACUUCGAACGAAGGUAGGGGAUCCGACGUUCCUCCUCACAUCAUCACACGGUUUGUUGGCAAAUCUAUCCAGUUCAAGUUACGCGGAGUACAUUCGCAGCCAAAUCCACGACAAUGAAACCUUUGGCAAGUAUAGUCACUACGGAGCCGAGUUUGCCAAUCCAGAGGACCACGGCACAGCGCACGUUUGCGUAUUGGCAGCUAAUGGAGAUGCGGUGUCCGCCACCAGCACUAUUAACUAUUUACUAGGAGCCAAGAUUCGUUCCCGAUCCACCGGAAUCAUCCUGAACGAUGAAAUGGACGAUUUCUCGUCACCAGGGACGAUCAACACCUAUGGUUUGCCUCCAUCGCCGGCAAAUUUCAUCACUCCUGGAAAACGUCCGCUCUCCUCGAUGACACCCACGAUAGUAACGAACAAAGCCGAAGGUGUUCAAAUGGUGGUUGGCGGAGCUGGUGGGUCACGGAUCACCACCGCCACCGUUACCCUGCUGCUGCGGUAUCUAUUCUUUGGAGAGGAUCUUGAUACGGUGAUGAACGCCAGGCGUCUCCACCACCAGUUGGCUCCCAUGUGGGUGGACUAUGAGGCGGGCUUUGACGAAACCAUUCUGGAAGGAUUGCGAAGACGAGGGCACGAUGUGCGAGAGAAGACGCCGGAUGCAGGCUUUGCUGCGGCGACAGCAAUCACCAAAAAUUCAAACAAUGUGGUAUCUGCAGCUUUCGAUUCGAGGCGAGGUGGCAGUGUAGAACUAGUGGCAUAGUUUUACGCAUAGACUGGUUAGAGCUGUAUCAAAUACAGAUUAAAACGUA
Aedes albopictus (Asian tiger mosquito) is the source of this 3160-nucleotide messenger RNA. Its product is annotated as scoloptoxin SSD14. Gene Ontology annotation, molecular function: glutathione gamma-glutamate hydrolase. Gene Ontology annotation, cellular component: plasma membrane. Gene Ontology annotation, biological process: glutathione catabolic process. The record is from RefSeq and is a predicted model, not a curated record. The transcript has 6 exons. Bases 58 to 3111 code for a protein of 1017 amino acids. NCBI's taxonomy places the organism in Eukaryota, Metazoa, Arthropoda, Insecta, Diptera, Culicidae.